CGAAAAUGAAGUUGAGAACAAUGAUGAAUUGAUGAAUAGUUUGAAAAGCGAAAAUGAAGUUGAGAACAAUGAUGAAUUAGGAAAUAGUUUGAAAAGCGAAAAUGAAUUUGAGAAUAAUGUUGAAUUAGAGAAUAGUUUAUGGAGUGGAAAUGAAUUUGAGGACAAUGAUGAAUGGGAAAAUAAAAAUAGUUUAGAGAGUUGUGAUGAGUAUAUGAGCAGGCUUGAGUAUGAAGAUUCUAAUAAUGAGUCAGAGAGUGAUAGUAAUAAUUCAACUAUAAUAGAUACAAGUAAUACAGAUAUUGAAGAAAAUAUAUCCUUUAUAUCUCCUGAACUUGCUACUAUGAUUCGACUUCUGAAAAUUAAAGUGCAAAAUAAUCUUACUAAUGAAGCCUUUUUUGAAAUCAUGAAGACUUAUGACGCUGCAUUAUUAGCAUCAAUUGAUGGGUUUCAAAUUUUUAAACAGAAGACAGAUGACUGCUGGAUUCUGCUAUUUAUAAAUGCAAAUUUAUCUCCUGAAAUACGUGUAAAAAAAGAAAAUUUUUUGAUCUCCACAAUUAUACCGGUUCCAAAAAAACCGAAAGAUCUAAAUUCUUUUUUAUUUCUCACCGUUGCUGAACUUCAAAGAUUAGACGAAGGAGUAGUGUGUCCUAGUGUUCAACAUGAAGAUAUAUUCAUAUUAUGUGGUUGUGUACUAUCUUGUUCUGGUGACAUACCUGCGUCUACAAAAUUAAUGUGCCUUACGGGACAUAAUUCAUAUAGAGGAUGCCAUUAUUGCAAUAUUAAAGGCAUUUAUUCUUCGCAUAUAUAUUAUCCUACCAAACCACCCAGUGAUCAGAAUAGUGAAACUUAUGAUCCUGAAAAUCUACCAAUUAGAACUCAUUAUGAAUUCAAAAGACAAAUAAAAAAAAUUCAAAAAGUA
Messenger RNA from Ambispora leptoticha, 919 nucleotides. Lineage: Eukaryota; Fungi; Glomeromycota; Glomeromycetes; Archaeosporales; Ambisporaceae. The record is from the annotation of a GenBank genome assembly.